AUGUUGUUAAUCCUCCCCAUUUCUCUCCAGCAAAGGAAGAUCUUCAUGGUACAUGGCCCUUAUCCUGUGAUCCGAAAACGACUGCGUGGCAGAGGCUGGGUGGAGAGAAAAUUUCCCAAGUUGCCUAAGCCUGCUAGUAAGCGGGUGCGCAUGCCUGACGGAGAGCAGGAAGAUGGAGAUGAUAGCGAUGCACCAGAUGAUGAUGAAGAAGAAGAAGAGGAAGAUGAACAGGAGGAGGAUGCUGAUGGCACCUAUAGCCUCAUGUCAAGGCUGCUUCGCAACCAGAUCCCCUACUUCAUCUGGACCAACCGCCGUGAUGUCAUUGACUGCCGCCUUCUGCGCAAGGACCAGAUGAUGAACCACUAUGCCAAGGCCGGCACCUUUACCACCAAGGUAGGACUGUGCCUUAAUCUACGAAACCUGCCAUGGUUUGACCAGGCUGAUGCCGAUACCUUUUUUCCACGCUGUUACCGACUGGGAGCUGCGGAUGAAAAACAUGCCUUCAUUGAGGAUUUCCAGCUCACCGCAGCCAGGAGCCUUCUCAAAGUGGUGGUGAGACGAUAUUGGCGCAAAUCUCCCUUAUUUUCAUCGGUGGAUACUAAUGAGGACGAGCCUCCUGAUAACAAGGAGCCUCCAGAAGCCAAGCCAUUCCCCAGUCACAAGAAAAAGCCCACCCUGUCAUCCCGACUGCUGGAGACUGCCAUCCGUGCCUGUGAGGAGCAUUUGAGCAGCCUGAGGCACCAAGACAUUGACAAAGAGGUCGGGUCUCCCCUGCUAAUGACAAGUGCCCACUGGGAACAGUUUCUACAAGGCUACUACCAGGUAGUCCACGAGGGAGCGCAGAUUGUGCAGAUGGGCGGCCAUGUUGCACGGUGUGAAGAUAUCCUGCAUCGGCUGGCAAAAGUGGUCCCACAGCUGGACAUGGAAGGUGACAAAAACAUCUGGAUUGUGAAGCCUGGAGCCAAGUCACGAGGCAGAGGCAUAAUGUGUAUGGACCGCUUGGAGGAUAUCGUGAAGCUAGUGGACUGCGACCCCAUGAUUGUCAAGGAUGGCAAGUGGGUGGUGCAGAAAUAUAUCGAGACACCCCUGCUCAUAUUCGGCACAAAAUUUGACCUGCGCCAGUGGUUUCUGGUAACCGACUGGAACCCACUUACCAUCUGGUUCUACCGGCAGAGUUACAUCCGCUUCUCUACGCAGCCUUUUUCCCUGAGAAACCUGGACACCUCCAUCCACCUCUGCAAUAACUCCAUCCAGAAGCACUAUGAGAACUCGCUGACUGCAGAGCUGCCCCCCGACAACAUGUGGUCGUCAGAGCAGUUCCAGGUCCACUUGCGGCAGGUGGGGGCACCAGAUGCCUGGUCAAAGGUGAUCGUGCCCGGCAUGAAGGCCGCCAUCAUUCACGCCAUGCAAACUUCACAAGACCUGGUUGAGUUCCGCAAAAACAGCUUCGAGCUGUACGGCGCGGACUUCCUUUUUGGAGAAAACUACCAGCCGUGGCUGAUUGAGAUCAACGCCAGCCCGACCAUGGCCGCCUCCACUGCCGUCACUACUCGGCUGUGCGCCAGUGUGCAGGAGGACACCCUACGGGUGGUCAUCGACCGCAAGUACGACCGCACCUGCAGCACAGGAAGCUUUGAGCUUAUCUACAAACAGGCAGCUGUGGAGGUUCCGCAGUACGUUGGCAUCAGCCUUUUGGUCGAAGGAUCCACUGUUAAGAAGCCUCGGACUGCAUUCCAAAGAAACCCCGUGUCUGAUGACACAAGGAACACCAAGUCCAAGACCCCAAAGUUUUAUUACCAGCGUGGAAGCCACGGGAGCCCCCGGGGGCCUAGCCCAUGCUGGGCAGCAGCAAAUAGCAAGGCAUCGGUGCUGGCAAGCCCCGGGAAAGAGAACAAAGCCAGGGAGACCUCUCUGGCUGGCCAUGUGGCCUCUUCAACUUCUGCUACGUUCAAGCUGCCUAGCAAGCUGAAACCAGAACCGCGUAACAGAAGGGUACUGAUGGCACACAGCGUGGCCACCACCGUCGCUGUCUCGGAGGACAUGCUGCUGCGGCCAGUGCCGCUCUGUGCCAAAUCUCGCUCUCAGAAGCUGGUCACUAGCCUGCAGGAGUCCACUAACCGACCUGCCAAGAACACGGGUGUAUUUUUGCAAGUGCCCAGCAAGGCAGUCCGAAUGGCAGGUAGGGAUACGUGUGCGAAGCUGCGCGUACACAACUUGCACACCAUCCUUUUCCCCGCUGAUCUCGUGCCCCCUGUCCCCCUCUCCUGUCGCUUGAGGCCCAAGACGCAAGAUCAUUUGCGGAGCUGCAGGCGGUCCCCCAUGCUCAGCGUUCCCUUGCCCCCGUCUCCGUCGUCCCUUCUGGACAUAGAUCUCUCUUCAGCUGCUCAGCUCAAUGCCAUAAGAGCAAGCAUGAUCAGAAGGCGGCGGACGAGUAGAGACGAGGCCUUCUGGUGA
Gekko japonicus is the source of this 2454-nucleotide messenger RNA. RefSeq names its product tubulin monoglycylase TTLL3. The record is from RefSeq and is a predicted model, not a curated record. Gene Ontology annotation, cellular component: cilium. Lineage: Eukaryota; Metazoa; Chordata; Lepidosauria; Squamata; Gekkonidae. Gene Ontology annotation, molecular function: protein-glycine ligase activity, initiating. Gene Ontology annotation, biological process: cilium movement; cilium assembly; protein polyglycylation.